This is a messenger RNA of Dreissena polymorpha, 1837 nucleotides long. RefSeq names its product WASH complex subunit 2-like. Gene Ontology annotation, cellular component: early endosome; WASH complex. The record is from RefSeq and is a predicted model, not a curated record. Bases 643 to 1821 code for a protein of 392 amino acids. Gene Ontology annotation, biological process: protein localization to endosome; retrograde transport, endosome to Golgi. Gene Ontology annotation, molecular function: retromer complex binding; phosphatidylinositol phosphate binding. Lineage: Eukaryota; Metazoa; Mollusca; Bivalvia; Myida; Dreissenidae. The transcript is spliced from 13 exons.
CCUUUUCACAGAUUUUGGCAUGUUUUGAAGUUUGUCAUUAAAUGCUUUAUAUUGAUAAAUGUAAACAUUAAAUUUUAAAAGCUCCAGUAAAAAAAAAUUAAAAAAUGAAAAAACAUUAGACCGCAGCAGGGCUCGAACCAGUGACCCCCGGAAUCCUGAAGUAAAAACGCUUUAGCCAACCGAGCUAUCCUGCCGUUAUAUAAGCAAACUUCGUAGUUUCACAAAUUUAAACGACAACAACAGAACUCUCCAAAUUAUUCAAUCGUUUCGCGUUGCAACGCUUUAUAAUUUUUAGGUUUUUAAAUCGUCAAAAGAUGCAUAAAAUGGCUAUAUUAGACCAUGGCAAAUAAUCAGUAAUACUGUUUCCUCACAAAUAUCAUAACUAAACCGAAAAUUUGCGAAUCUAAAACAACUUUUUUCAAUUUUGUCAAUUUACCAAACCGUGAAAAGAUCCCUUUAACCAUUACAUUUAAAACUGACUCUGCGUUCCUGAUGAUUAUUUUCAAAGUUGUUUUAACCUCAAAAUGUCGUAUUAACCGUGCUUCAGUGUUUGUGUGCUUACGCGACUUUGAAUAGAUAAGUUCUUUAAACAUUUAUUGGUAUGUAGCCUGAGCACAUGAUCAUGUGACACUGUCAUACAAAAUGGCGAACGCAACACCUCCCGAUUUGUCAAAUUCAGAGACGACAGCAGCAUUCAAACAAGUUGACAGAACAUGGGAGCGAGCCUGGACACUGAAGGAAAUGCGGCAGGGAGCCAGUCACUGGUCACUGGCAGGAGACGCAGGGUUGUUGUUGUACCUGCAAGAGUUUUCCCAAAAGCUGAUAUCAAGAACACAUGAGAUUGAAAAGGAGGUGGAGAACUUGGUUCAUGACUCCAAGCUGACCACUGUACGGGUGAACAAUGUGUUCAAUGAGUUCAUGAUGUUGGCCAAUACCCAGUUUGUGGAAAAUCGUGUGUAUGAAGAUGAGAGUGACCAGGUAGAGACUCAGCCAGAGGAGAAGAAACAGGAGAGCCAGGAGAAGACUCGAGAGCAGAGAGAGGCUGAGCUGGUUCCCAAGGUGUCUGAGGCCAUCAGGCUGGGUGUGGAUGUGAUAGAGAGGGCCUUCGAGAAGCUGGAGACCAACAUUGACCAGUCAGACUCUGAGGAGGAUGAGUCAUACAGGGUGGAUCCCAUACUUGAGGCCAAGGACCCAUACCUGGAGAGGUCCCUUCCGUAUCUGAUUGGAACCCCACAGUUCCUCAAUGAUGACAAUGUCGGUCUACGGGAGGUCUCAGAUGAUGAUGAAUCGGACCACGGGGAGAUCAGCGAGAGUGAGGAGUCAGAAAGUGAGGAGGACAAAAAGAAACAACAGGAUUCCUACAGUGACAGUGAGUCAGACUCAGAUGGGGAGGUGCCGGUGUCACGUCCAGCCAAACCAAUGUUCCCUGCUGAUGCUUCAGAGGAAUCAGACAGUGACGGUGAUUUGUUUGGUGCAUCUGAGAGGAGGACCAAGCCUGAGGACAGCUCGGCUACACCCAGCGAGGGGGAGAGUGGGGAGGAACACAACACGCAGGUGCCUGCCGCCCCACUGGACUUUGCCUCAGAGUUGGCACGUAAGCUGGGCGGAGCCCCACCCAAACCAUCCUCACCCCAGGCUGGGACAGGGGCAGGGGAUGAAGAGAAGGGACCAGGACAGAAAGAGCACAAGAAGAAGAAGAAGGAAGUGACAAAACCAGCUAAGACUGAGGAGGAAGACCUGUUUGGCGAGGCUGGAGAGUCUGAGGAUGAGGACCUGUUUGGAGGGGCACAUUUGAGGCAAGAAGUCAACAGGAAUAUUUGAUGACAGUGAUGAGGUG